AUGGGUUGCGUAAACUCUACCGACCAGACUAAUGCCAAGGCGCGAUCAAAACAGAUUGACGAACAGUUGAAAGCAGACCAUGAACGCCAGUCACGAGAGGUAAAACUGUUGCUGCUUGGUGCGGGAGAAUCUGGCAAGAGCACGAUUGUCAAGCAGAUGAAGAUCAUUCACGAGACGGGCUACACGGAAGAAGAACGGAAACAAUACAGGCCCGUCGUAUUCAGUAACAGCAUGCAGUCAAUGUCCGCGAUCCUUCGAGCGAUGAAUACGUUGGGCAUCCAAUUUGCCAGCCAGAACGGCCACAACGACAUGCGGCAAUUUUUCUCCUUGUCUCAGAAUUGCGACGAAGGAGAGUUGCCACUAGAGCUUGCGGCCGUAAUGAAGCGCCUCUGGGAAGAUGGUGGCGUGCGGCAUUGCUUCACCAGAUCUCGCGAAUACCAGCUCAACGACUCCGCGCCCUACUAUCUCAACAAUUUGGACCGAAUUUCGAGGCAUGACUACAUUCCUUCACAAGAUGACGUGUUGCGGACAAGAGUUAAAACAACUGGAAUCGUGGAGACGCAUUUCACGUACAAGGAUUUACAUUUCAAGAUGUUCGAUGUCGGUGGCCAACGAUCCGAGCGCAAGAAGUGGAUCCAUUGCUUCGAAGCAGUCACAGCAAUCAUUUUCUGCGUGGCGAUGAGCGAGUACGAUAUGUUCCUUGCCGAAGACGACGAAAUGAACCGAAUGGUUGAAUCUAUGCGGCUAUUCGACUCGAUCUGCAAUAACAAGUGGUUCAUCGAGACGUCGAUCAUCCUUUUCCUCAACAAGAAGGACUUGUUCGAAGAGAAGAUCAAGAAGAGCCCGCUGACGGCCUGUUUCCCCGAGUACCCUGGCCCGAACGCGUACGAGCAGGCGUCCUCGUUUAUGCAACAACAAUUCGAGAACCUCAACCAUCGGAAGGACGGGCAAAAGGAGAUUUACACACAUUUCACCUGUGCAACGGAUACGAAUAAUAUCAGGUUCGUCUUCGACGCCGUCACGGACAUCAUCAUUCGAGACAACUUGAAGCAGUGCGGCCUCUUU
Messenger RNA from Mesorhabditis spiculigera, 1065 nucleotides. The record is from the annotation of a GenBank genome assembly. NCBI's taxonomy places the organism in Eukaryota, Metazoa, Nematoda, Chromadorea, Rhabditida, Rhabditidae.